Messenger RNA from Macrosteles quadrilineatus (aster leafhopper), 765 nucleotides. RefSeq lists its product as uncharacterized. Lineage: Eukaryota; Metazoa; Arthropoda; Insecta; Hemiptera; Cicadellidae. The record is from RefSeq and is a predicted model, not a curated record. The coding region runs from base 171 to 695 and encodes 174 amino acids. The transcript is spliced from 6 exons.
UCUUAGCGAAAGCUAUUUUAUUGGUUUUCAUCUACAAUGAAGCUGUUCGUCCAGUUGCAUGUCGAACUACUGAUCAAGUAACCAGUGAUAGCGACUCGUACGUUCCAUCAGGAUCAGACUUGAACAGUGCCUUAUGUCUGCAUUGGAUUUCUGAAGAGGCUGCGCUCUUCAUGGGGUAUGAACCACUGGAGGGGGUCCCAAAUAGAGAAACUUACAAAUGUAAAAUGGAAAAAUUUAGCCCAGCAGCUGAACUCCAAAUUGUAAAAAUAAAGAAAGAAGAUAAACACUUUGUUCACCUGCAAAUAAAAGUUCAGAAAUGGACCAGAGCCAUCCCGGUGGCUACAUACUGCACGUUCCAGGGAUACCAGGACAGUCUCGAUCACGGUAAAUACGCCACUGACACAGAGCUCUCCAUCAGGAAAGAUAGCUAUGAAGGGAAUAUCUUUGUGAUGCUCAUGACGUAUACCAAGCAAAUAAAGAGACACGAUGGAAUAUUACUGAAAGACUUUGUUGACCGGAUAGUGAUGCAAGAAGAUACACGUGGCUUUCCUAAGGUCAGAAGAAAUCAAGAAGGUACAAGAUCUUAUUCAGAACGGGACGAUGUGCCAGUUGAUGAAAUUUGUACAGUAAAGACAACAAGCGAACCUAUAAAAAAAAAUUUUAUCCCAUCAAAAAAAUUUUGGAUUUGGGGAUAGUAAGGGAAUGUGAGGAUACACGACAUCAACUGUAAUUUUUUAUCGGAUCAUAAUAUAUUCUUCUGAUUUU